UACCAGAAGUACCGGCGGCCGACGUUUUCAGUGGCUGCUCAUUUUUUGAAGCACCGGCCACUUAAAUUAAAGAAAAAACUUUAAAAGGCCUUUCUUGAUCUGAAAUAGAUUCUAAACUCUGGUGUAUUUCCGUUCGUGUUAUUGAAGAAUGAUUAAAACUGGAGAGAAAACAAGAAUUAGAAGCUAAGGGGAUAAUUUGCUAGUGGAGUAGAUGAUUGUGCCUUUUGGGUGCCAGGUCCCGCCUGCUAUCUUUCUUUUUAGGCUGGCUAUUUAAAAAUCUUUGGAAAAUAUUUUAUUAGGGCGAACUCUGUUCUUGUCCAAAUCUCCGCUGUUCAGAGCUACACUUGACUCAAAGUCUCCAUCGUAGACAUUUGGGCUGUCACGUAACGUUCUUUGUCUGCUGUGACCUCCUGGAGAACGACAGCGUAGGAGACUAUCGGGGGUGAGCUCGGGGGUGUUGAGAGAUUCUUCUCGCCCUUUUGCAACGACGCUCCCCUGUCAGCGGAUAUCCGCGUGAAGAGAGACGUGCAGCUUUCUAAAUCUCCACUCUUGUAAACACUCGUCAAGUAUUCCCUGCCAUUUACUUCUACGGCUUAAUUUAAAUCUGACUUUUCAAGGCCAUUGAUCCUGCAUAUCUUGCGGUUGUUGACGACCUGUGAGAUUUUUAAAAGCCCUGCUUUACGGAUAAGUGGGUUACGUAGCGACAGAAACCAGAAGUGGAGUAGCCCUUGUUCGCUUUGAAGCUUUGAAUAAUUGUGUCUGGUUUCUUGAACUCUCUACGAGUUUGCUUUGAUCCUUCGAUAAAAACUGAAAUCAAAGAGCUGAAGUAUUCCUAAAAGCAAGAAAUUGUUAAAUUUGGAUUUGCGAGGAGAAAUUCCGAAUUCUUGAGCAGCAGGAUAUCCAAUUGAAUCCACUGCAGUACAUUGAAUUAUGAGUUAUCAAAAGCUGCACAGGGAAUUUUGAAAGGACUUAGUUGGAAUUUGUAACAAAACCCAGAGGAGACCAGAGAAAAAUCUGUCACACAAAGCAUUGCAUGCAUGAGUGAUUUUUCCCAUUGCAUAGCAAAUAUCUGUUGAAGAGAGUUGGGGUUUCCUUGCAAGCUUGGCUGGAGGUUUUUCUUAAAGUAAAAAGCACUGAACAGUUGUCAUGUCUGAGGAAAGUGAUGAAAGAAUAUCUAGAAUUGAAGCAAGGAGAAGAAGGAGGGAACAAAGAAGAUUAAGUUUAGACACUGAUGAGGAAAACAAAUCUGUGAAUGGAGUUGAUGACUCAGGAGUUCCUGGAGGUGGUCGGUCUCGAUCAUCAACUACUGACAGUGAUAUUGAACUAACAAAGGCCUUAAGUCGGGAAGAAAAGAGGCAAGAAAGGAGGGAAAAGAAGAGACAGAGGGAAAUGGCAGAAAAAUGUAAAGAGCCAGCAAAGUCAGCUGCGGUGAUAACAGACUUCAGCAAAAGAGAAAUCAGGGAAAGAAGGCCAAGUGAUCCUGAAAUCCUGUCUGGGGGUAGUGAGAGUGUUGAUGAUACUGACAAGGAAAAUGAACAGAUAAAUGCACAGAAAUCAGGAGGUAAAAAAUCUGGUUAUGGCUCAUAUGCCUCUGCUUUGCGAAAAGGAUCACAGGGUGCUGAUGUGGACAAAAGAAAGGAACGAUAUGCUGCUGCCAUUGAGGGAUAUAAUGUCAGGGAUGAUGAUGGUGAUGACAUUAUGGAUUAUUCACCUCGUGACCCUACAGAUCAGCAACCAGACAUCAAGUCAACUGCACCAGUAAAAAGAAUAAAAGAAGAUUACCUGACCUCAGCAUCUGGAGCUGGUAGGAAAAUAGAACAUUCUGAGGAACAACCAACCCCCCAUCAUUUGGAAAGGCAGUGGCCUCCUCCACCUUCAGAGAAUGAUGAUGAUGAUGAAGAAGAUGGAGAACCCCGGCAAGGCGUGGUGAAAACAUUCGAGGAACCUGAAGCUGUAGAAGAAGACAGAGGAGUUGAUGAAGGUCAUGUUGACUCAGUCAAGUCUUUGAAAGAACAGUGGCAGGUUAAAGAACCAUCCAAACCAUUGGGUGUUAACAAACCCUAUGUCCCCUUGAAGAAAGAUGAUCUGUGGAUCACCCAUUUUAGGCCUGUCAUUGAUGAAGGGGAAGCUCCAAAGGAACCUCAAUGGUUACAGACAGUAAGGCAGCGUAGAUGGAGAUCCACUGUAGCAGCACGCUUUCCUCAGGAUGAACAAGAGAAGGCAGUCUUUGAAAAUCGCUCUACAACACCAAGAAAAUUUAAGAAGCCUAAUCCUUACUCUCUCAUGCGUUCAAAGUCUGACCUUGAUGAUGAAUUUGAAAUUGCUAUGAGGCGUAGGCGUCGGAAAACUGAUGAUGAAGACUCUGUUGAUGCCAGCAAGCGUUCGUGGUCUUCUUUUGGGGAGGCAGAUAAUUCUGAUUCUGUUGCUGUGCUGAGUAAGGUUCCAAUAAAAGGCCCCUUGAAGGAGUACAAGAAAAACCUUGAAUUGGAAAGGGCACGCACAACCAUGUUAAAAUGGACAUUUUCAACAGACAUGGUUGAUGAUCCCCUUCGAUUUGACCUUCCCAGGCCCAUUGACCUAGCAACACAGGAAGACUACGAAAAAGAGCAAGAGUGGAGGUAUAUGCAGUCACGGCGGCGAUUUGUGAGUGGAAGUGAAACUGAUGGGUUUGGAGAUUCAUCUAUGAGAUCAUCAAUGUCCUCACUGAGUGAUGGGGAACAUCUCCCCAAGUCGCCUGUUUUCAGCACUCCUGGCCAGCCUCUAGAAAAGACGUCUAUUAGUUCAGGAGAGUCACCCAGUCCUGAGCCUACAGCUGAUGAGCAUGCUGGACCAGCUGACUCAGCUGAACCGGCUAGAGACUACAUGUUUAGUCAGGGUGUGUCUGAUAUUAAGAAGAAUUUGCUCACUUCAACAAAAGAAGAACCUCUAAAACCCACUAUUGCAGAUGAUAAUCUUGAAUAUGUUCCUAAACUGGCUGAUAUUAAGAAGAAAAUGCAAGAAAAAGAAGAAUCAAUACCAAAGUCUACUCCCCUCAAUGAAGAAAUCCAGAUGCUUCCAAAGAUGAAAGACAUAAAGAAUAGAUUUUUGGCCCCCAAAAAGGAGCAAGUUUUGAAAAACCCAGAGUUUGAAGAAGGGGAACAGUUUGAGAGACUGGAAAGUCUGAAGAGUCGGUUUCAAGCUAAAGAACAAAAAGAAGAGCCAAGGGCUUUGAGUAAACCUAAGCUGAAAAAGAAACUGAGUACUAGCGAUGAUAUGAAAGCAAUCAUGGCAAGUCGAAGGCAGAUGACAGAUGAGUUUGUAAGCCAGAGUCCAGACACUGCACAAGAGAUAAAGAGUUUAGCAACUGAUAUUGCCAAGACCUUUGGUUCUGAGGUUGCUGAUUCUCCAAAGCAAAAGAAAGAAAAAAGAAAGAAAGGAAAGGAAGAGAAAAAGAAAGCAGAAGUAAGUGAUAGUGGAACUGAAGAAAGUGAGACUCCAAAUUUUGGUCCUUGUGGAAAGCCAGAAGGUUGUGGAACAGAUGAUGAGCUUGAAAAACGCUCGAGCAAGGAGCUGGAAAUUUUGCCAACACUUGGAAAUGAACUGAAUGAGGAACCAGAGCCCAUUUACAACAAAGGCAAAGUUCCUCUAGCUGAGUAUGGUCCUUGUGGAAAGCCUGAAGGUUGUGGAACAGAUGAUGAACUUGAAAAACGCUUUAGCAAGGAGCUGGAUAUUUUGCCAACACUUGGAAAUGAACUGAAUGAGGAACCAGAGCCAAUCUACAACAAAGAAAAAGUUCUUCCAGCUGAGUCCACCUCCUUGGAAAGUGCUCCACAAAGAGAUUCAUUCACUGAUGACGAUCAAAUCGAGCAUUACAGUACAACAAGUGAUGACGAUAAGAUCAAGAAGCAAGAAUCACUAGACACAGUGGAAACCUCAGCCAAAGAGAGUGAAACUGAGAGUGAAGCAGAAAUGCACUUCAAGAAAGAAGACAAAGAUACUGUUGAAGAUGGUGAUGAAGACUUCUUGAGCUCAGAGAGUGAAAAUGAUAAGGAUGAGGAAGAUGGGCCAAGUGAAGCAGAAAUUGAUGGGAACUUGACGUCUCGCUCAUCAACUGAUAGACCCUUGUCAUACACAAUGGAAGAUAACAUUAAGAAAAGACUGAUUAAGGAGGAUGAUGAGAGGCCAAAGUCGUUUGCCUUUGGUGAAGGAGAAAGUACAGAGGAUCCAUGCAUCACAUCCAACUUGAAGGCCUUCUCUGACCAAAGAAGGAGAAUCAAGCCAACCAGACGGCAUGCAGCCAGUAGUAACCCUGUGCGUCAGCGACAAAACAGAGAUGACCUAAGAACUACUACAGAUAUUCUUAAGAUCCGAGAGGUGGAGAAGCCAUCAAUGGUAAACAAGAAAAAAAAACAGAAAGGUUUCACUGAUGAAGCAAUUGCUGGUUUGUCGAGCACAGAAGAUCUGGCUUCUGCAAGCACUGCACUGAGAAAGACAGCCAAAGAUGCUUCAGGAGUGAGCAAGGAGAUCAAAGAUUUUGGAGGAUUUUUACCUGUCAUGCUGUUACAAAUUAAAGGUUCAAGGCAUAUUCAGACAAGAUUGGUUGAGCCUUCAGUCAAAUCACUUAAUUCUGGAGACGUGUUUGUAUUGGUGACUGCAAAGGACAUCCAUUUAUGGAAUGGGAAGGAUGCCAGCAUAAUGAAGAAGGCUAAGGGAAUGGAAGUUUCCACUAUCAUAGUAAAGCAGAAAGACUUGGGUUGUAAUGCUACAAAAGUUCAUAUCAUGGAUCAAGGUCAUGAGAUAAAUGAUGCUGGAACAAAGCUCUUCUGGAAGACUUUGGGAGGCAAAGAUGAUGUCCCAGAUGCGGCAGAUCUUCCUUCCGAUGAAGUACAUGAGAGAAGUUUGAUAAAGACCAACUUGAUUUACAGAGUCAGUUGUACGUCGGAUCCCCCGGAACUUGUACUUCGUGAUGACCUGUCAGGACGUGUCCUCAGUGCAGACUUGAUGGAUAAUUCGCAGGCGUACGUGGUUGACUUUGGUUCAGAAGUGUACCUGUGGCUCGGUAGAAACUGUGACGCUUUGGCGCGAGCAAAGGGCGUGGCCUUGGCACAAGAGAUCUUUAAUAAAUCAUUCAAGUUCAGGAGUAGCCUCAGUCCGUUAGACCCUAAAACUCUCUUAGAUGAUCCGCCCAAGACAACUGAAGUAACUCGCCCAUCCUGGGCUUUGUUUGGGCGCAUGACAGCUCGUUCAGAGACUGUGCUCUUUAGGGAAAAGUUCGUUGAUUGGCCAGAUCAUAACGUCGAUUACACACAGGAUUUUGUUAAACAGCCCAUAAGUGGAAGCUUCACUGACAUUUGUUUAUCUGUAGGUUUUGACGUGGGGCGUGGCACAGGUACCGUCGAUGAAGAGGGGCGGCAGUUUAUUGUUUCUUCAAUUUCAUUGAAAAUCUGGCAUGUUAAGGAAUAUUCUUAUCAAUUGCUCUCUGAAGAGGAACAUGGCCAUUUUUUUUCAUCAGAAGGUUACGUGGUGAGGUGGAAGUACUGUGUGAAGCUGACAGGCGUUAAGACACUGAAGGGGAGGCAGUCUCGCUAUGAGGAUGUUGGUCGGGAUAAGGUGGCGUACUUCUUCUGGCAAGGAAAAGACAGUUCACUGAAUGAGAAAGGAACUGCCGCUCUUAUGACUGUCGAGCUUGACUCCGAUAAAGGGCCUCAGGUUUUGGUCGCGCAAGGAAAGGAACCUCCUUGUUUCACAAGAUUGUUCGAAGGAAAGAUGGUUGUUCACUUAGGAAAGAAAGAUUCUCUAGAGGAGACAGAUGAUGGCGCGCUUUUCAUCGUGCGAAACGAGGAACCCGAAGAAUCUUAUUUAUUACAAAUACCAGCAAGUUCCUCAUGCUUGAGAUCGCGUACGUCAUUUAUUGUAGCGGACAACAAGAAAUCAAUCGUACAUGCCUGGCACGGCUGUCAAUCUCCUGCAGCCACGAAGCAGGUGGCUGUAAGCGCCGCAAAGAGACUAAAGAAAUGGUUCAACAAGCAAUAUUCCAAGGAGUUUAAAGCGAAAGAAGUUUCCGAAGGGGAGGAGAGCAAAGAUUUUUGGAAUGUUCUCGGUGGAAAGACAGGCUUUGUUUCACUUCUUGAAGAUUCGAAGAAAUAUGACUAUACGAUGCGUGUUUUCCACCUGAAGAGCUCCAGUGGCUCGUUUGAGGCCAUUGAAGUGUUAAACCCAGCUAGAUCUGAUCAUAUCACACCUUAUCCGAUUCUUCAAUCACAACUGUACUCAGCAGAUCAACCAGCCUUGUUUAUGGUAGACGCAGUGCAUGUCAUUUACCUUUGGCACGGCUGGUGGCCGAGUGGAGACGAUUCCGAGUCCAGAGCUUCAACAACAGGCUCCGCGGAAACGCGAUGGAGCAAUGACAAACGGCUGUCGAUGGAAACCAUCAAGUCAUACGCAACAGAACUAAAGCGCGACUUCUCUCAAGUAUUCAUUGUGUUUGCUGGUCUGGAACCAAAAUCGUUCAAACUGCUUUUCCCAUUCUGGGAGGAAAGACCCGACGUGGCCAAAAUAAACAUAGCGGAUGGUAAAGGUGACGGCGAUACGGUAAAAGUAGAAACAGAACUUACCAAACUCUCAAGGCAGGAGUACAGUUUAGAAGAACUGAAACAAAAACCGCCCCCUGAAGGGGUUGAUCCGUCAAGACUUGAGACAUAUCUGAGUGCAGACGACUUUCAGAAAGCUUUUAACAUGACCAAAAGCGCUUUUGAUGCUCUGCCAAUGUGGAAGAAGACAAAUCUCAGAAAGAAAGCUGGACUUUUUUAACUUCUCUCCACUUAGAAGAUAUUUAAUUCGAUUAGUUAAUGAGUGUGUUUAAAUGAGGGUAUUUUAUGACUACCCUUGUCGUGCUGUUACUGAAGAUUUGUCAGGGAGAUUAUUAUUAAUAGAAAGCGAGUUUAUCACAGGAAAGGUUCGCUUCCCUAAUCUCAGAAUGUUUAGCAAUUAAUAAUUUGUUUGGAGACAAUCUGUAGGACUUUUCUGAAUAUACAAUGCCUGUUUUUUUUUCUUCCUUAACAGUUGAAAAGGAUCAUUGUGUAGCUGUUUAAUUUUAUUUCAGAUUUGAAUUUCGUGAGGUGAAAACUUUAAGGAAACGAUCAUUUCGCAAGAAAUAUGAAAACCUUUCCUAUACGUCAACGCUUUAGUUUGAUAAGUUUUUGUAAAGGUACUUAUCUCUUAAUCUUUUGCCCUGUUGACGAUGGAAAUGAUGCACUGGUAAAAAUUCAGGCGGGAAAGGGGUGAACCGGAAGGUUGCAUCUUACAUUGAUGAAAUGAACGAGGAAAGUAUUGCACUAGACUGCCCGCGCACUGGGAUUCUGAACUAUUUUGGAUUGCAACAGAUGAUCAAGGAAAAAACUUAAGCGUUUCGGGUAUGCAUUAAGAGAGGGCUUCAGUAAGUUUUCUCUGAAGAAAGCUUAGUGGUUGAUUGAAUCGCAAGUGAGUGGAACUGGAAAACCGUGAGUGUCGAAAACCGGUUUAUCAAGAUUUACUCAGAGCCUUCUCUUUGCAACGCACGAACGAGUAACUAAGUCGGGUCAAAGGAACUUAUAGGAAGGGCCAUGUUAGUUGCUGGUCAUCAGGCUUUUUAUUGUUGUUGUUGCUUGUUUGUUUAUUUGUUUGAAUUGAAAAGAAACGGUUUCAUCUUAAGAUCAACACGAGCCUUCUUAUGGUAAAUCUUAAUUAAAAUUUAGCAACGGAUUCUUGUAAAAGCUUGUAUACCACUGAAAGAUGUUGCUGAGUAACUAUAAUCAGAUUUUCAUUGGCCUCUCGGAACGUUUGCUUAAUUAAGAUGUUUAUAUGUUUACAUUUCUCAAGAUUUUCACGAAAUGAUUGAAGAAGAAGUUGAGUUUGGCCUCUUUGGGUCCUGAAGUUUUAUUAUAGCGUUAGUAGUAGCACCUCGGUAAGGCUCCUGUCUUCUUCAAUCUAGUUAAAGUUUUGACAGUUGUUGAAAGGUAGAACCUUUUUCAGUUGUGUCAACCCAUUGAACGUUAGAUUUGUCUAGAAAGUUCCUAAAGAAAACUUAAAUCGAGAAGCCUAGAUCUGGGUUUAAGACAAUACUGUGAGGGAAUUUAAUUUAGUAGACUCAGUAAGAUUAAUUGUAGUACUUUUUCAACUUAGAUUAAUAUUGUAAGAAAAAAACAUUUGUAAUCAGCAUGAAUUUGGUCUAAUAUUUGUUAAUCAACGUAUGUAAUGCCAUUUAAUUAACUGCACAGUUUGAUCUUAUUUAAGACUAUGCCUUUAGAUGUAUUUCAGUUCAAUUUAACACAGAAAUGUGGAAUAAUUAAAUAUGCAAUUGAUAAAGGACAGACAGAGGUCUGUUUGAUCAAGAAAAAGAGUAGGAGAGAUUUUUUUUUAUAUCUGAGAGGUCAACCAGGGCAUCGAAAAUGAAUUUAAAAGUUGGAUUGUAGGUCAAAGAUUAUAAUCUUGCAAAGUCUCUCCAUAUUGAAGUUCCUCAGCUACCUGUGGACUUGAUUAUUUCGAUAAAAAAAGAUUAGAUAAUUGCGUUGCCCGUCUUUGUGUCAGUGAAAAAAGUAAUGUGGCUAGGAAGAAGUAUCUUUUUUUAGGAUAAAAAAUAAAUUGAUGUGAAGUUGUUAUUCCAAUAAAAGAACUCUAAGUUUUGAAAUUAAAA
Molecule: messenger RNA, 8650 nt
Organism: Pocillopora damicornis (cauliflower coral)
Lineage: Eukaryota; Metazoa; Cnidaria; Anthozoa; Scleractinia; Pocilloporidae
Biological process (GO): barbed-end actin filament capping; cytoskeleton organization; actin polymerization or depolymerization
Cellular component (GO): cytoplasm; actin cytoskeleton
Molecular function (GO): phosphatidylinositol-4,5-bisphosphate binding; actin filament binding
Source: RefSeq, a predicted model, not a curated record